UUUCAUUUCCUGCUAUCUAUCGUUAUCGCACUGCCCAAGAUGCCCACCAACGCCAGCGCAACCCCGAAGACCGUCCUCCACGCGAUUCACAAUCUUCCCAAGAGGGUCAAGAGUAGCGGGCAACUGCGCUCCCGGAGCAUCCGCCGCGGAAAGGAGAACUCUACAUCAUCGUCGCGCGCGCCCACUGCCUGCCGCACCCGUGCCGCUAAUCUCAUCAUCGCCUCAGAAUCAUUCGUGGCGGCGCGGUGGGCGCCCUGGGACGGCAAGGUCGUCAUCAAAGUGGCCGUCCCGUGCAUGGACGACAUCUGGAAGUUCAAGAUCCCCGAGGGCAUCACUCUCGAGAGGCUGACCCGGCGGGUCGAGGCAAAGAAAAGCCAUCACUUCUGCGUCCUCAGAGUCCAAGCUCCUUCGUUCGCUCCUUGACGGUUCUUUCCGCGCGAGGUACAGGCUGCGGCGCCGAGGUCAUUGAGCAUAGCCUGUGGUCGACUGUCUGAGCUCAGUCUAAGAGAUACUUGGCAGAUGAGAAGUCAUUCUGACUGCGCAAUCAGGUAUCGUCCACAUGCAGACGGCAGAUAUUCGGGUCGAAGUGCGCGAAACGACCAAAUGUGCGACGAUGACGAGACGCGUUCGGCCGCGUGUCGGCGCAGAGCACCAAUGGCCCGCGCGUACGUAUACUGUAGUCAAGUGCAUGCUCAUACGUUGGGGCCCGGAGGGGUGAUGGCACCGCGGGACACAGUGCAUGUGCAGCACCAAUAAGCCGUUGACAGUAUGUCCGAAUCACAUCGC
Molecule: messenger RNA, 786 nt
Organism: Rhodofomes roseus
Lineage: Eukaryota; Fungi; Basidiomycota; Agaricomycetes; Polyporales; Fomitopsidaceae
Exons: 3
Coding region: 40-423 (127 amino acids)
Source: RefSeq, a predicted model, not a curated record